This is a messenger RNA of Aedes aegypti (yellow fever mosquito), 3522 nucleotides long. Its product is annotated as zinc finger protein 184. The transcript is spliced from 24 exons. The coding region runs from base 150 to 3488 and encodes 1112 amino acids. Gene Ontology annotation, biological process: regulation of transcription by RNA polymerase II. Gene Ontology annotation, molecular function: DNA-binding transcription factor activity; RNA polymerase II cis-regulatory region sequence-specific DNA binding. The record is from RefSeq and is a predicted model, not a curated record. NCBI's taxonomy places the organism in Eukaryota, Metazoa, Arthropoda, Insecta, Diptera, Culicidae.
AAGUUUGUGAUGGUUUCGGUUUGUUUAGUUGCAUUCUGUCUGUUCAUUGGAAAAGCUUCGUGAAAAUUUGUGAUCUAAUAAAGAGUUAAAGCUUAGAUAAUACGCCUGCGAAACUAUUUGCGAUCCUAGAGCGGUAAACUGUAUUUCAGAUGCCAUCAUUUUGUGCAGUGAAGUAUUGCGGGAAUACGAUUACGAACUCAAAAACCCGUGGAAUUGUGUUCCAUCGAUUUCCAAAAGAUGGAGAGCGACGCCAAUCGUGGGUCGCGUUCUGUGGCCAACAUGAUGGUUGGUCACCACAGCAGAACCAGGCCAUUUGUUCGAGUCACUUCACCAGCAGCAGCUACGACGAAGGGUUUCGUUAUCGGCACGAAACUAUAGGAGCCAAAAUGCGACAUCAAUUGCUUCCAAAAGCCAUCCCCACGUUGAAGCAAACGAAUAACCCAAGUUGUAGAGAAGCAAACGGUAUCGUAGUUUCAGGUAAAAAGAAAAUGUACUCGUGUGAACUAUGUGAUUUAAAGUUCGAUGAAUUGGCCGCGCUGGAAUAUCAUAAGUAUGGCGAGCAUCGUAAUGAAAACGACCAAGGUGACAAAGUUAUAAAAAUGGAAGUAGAUGAUGGUGAUACGAUCAAAACGGAAGAAUCGAAUUUGAUAUCACCGCUUUUUCAAAACGUGGGUACAACGGCUGAAUGCGGAGAGGUCUGCGUUCAAAUACAUCACGCUGGCGAUACUAGUCAUGUCGGACCAGAUUCUGGUAACAUUCCUAUUAAAAUGGAGCCCCUAGCUGAAGAAACAGAGCUAGAACAUCACCAAGUGGAGUCGACCAUUGCUUCAAGUACUUUCAAGCAGGAAACCGACGUGAAUAUGUCUUCAAACGAGACUAUUGCUACAACAAUACAAAUCAAAAGUGAACCAGUAGACAUCAACGACGCUGUUAGUAUUGAGAAUAUUGAAGAUGGCGAUAACCAACAGUAUCAGUCACGUGCACCUUUGGAUGCUGCAGCACCAGUUGCAAACAUGCCAAGCGAGGACAAGAACACGAAUAUCCCGCAACUAAUCAAACCCCAGAAAGUUCCUAAACUCAAGGUUAAAUGUCCUCACUGCUUUAAGAACUAUCUCACCGGUGUAAUCUUCGACAAACAUUCCCAGCAUUGUGGCCCAAGAGACUGCGAAGUUUGCAACUUAAAAUUUGACAAAUAUCACCAAUACAUCUAUCACAUGAAAAAAUAUCACAAAGAGAUGAAACUCACCUGUCCACAUUGUCCAAAAGUGUUCAUUGAACAAUCAGAUUUCACGAAGCACACAGAGUGCUGUGCGACGCGAAAGUUCCAAUGUGAAUUCUGUGCGCUACGAUUCCAACGGACAAUUGAUUUGGUGACCCAUAAAUCGGCACUGCACAAAAGCGAGAUGGUCAAGGCUGCUGACCUCCCGAAGGCGCCGGUCAGUGAUGAGGGCAAAAUCCUACUCGAAGAUAGUAGUAUUAACAUCAAAACGGAAAUAACGCUGGAGGAAACCGCGCUACAGGAGCAGGAUGUCAAGCUCGAGGACUCUGUGAUCGGAAAUGAAGAUCCGAAUCCUCAGCAAUGUUCAAUAUGUGAACUAACACUCCCCAACAAAAUAAGACUGCGGAGCCAUAUUCUUUUUACCCACACGGAACCUCGCUUCAAGUGUACCCGCUGUCCGAAGACAUUCUUCAUGCGUAGGACAUUGUUGCAACAUUCCCAAAGCCACGAUGAGGAGUACGAAAGGGAGAGGCAAAGGGUGUCGAUGGCCGAUCCCAAGAAUAUAAAGGAAUGCGAAAUAUGUCAAAUCCCGUUUUCCAAUAGACAAAGGCUACGACAUCAUAUGCUUACAGUCCACGAGGAGCCGAAGCACAAGUGUGCCAAAUGUGGAAAAGCAUUCCAUUACAAAGGUGAACUGAACCGCCAUGAGCUAGUUCAUGCGAAAAAUGAAUCGGGCUACUUGCCACCACAGGAGAAGAAACCGAAGACUGUCGUCGAACCAGCGUCAAUACCGACUUGUGAGCAAUGCAACAUUCAAUUCCUGAACAAAAGAAUACGGCAUCAUCAUAUGGUAACAGUGCACUCCGAACCAAAGUUCAAAUGUCCCUACUGUCCAAAAGUGUGCUAUUUUCUAAAUACUCUUGAGCGCCACCAAAAAACGCACAGCAAAAUUGGAGCGGAGAAGAUGUGUAAGACUUGUGGGUUACAGUUUGAAACGGCAGCGAAAAAGUGGCGGCAUAUGCUAAAUGUUCAUCAAAUACCACGCUAUCGGUGUCCUGAAUGUGCAGAUCCGUUCAUGUACAAGCGAAGGUUGAGACGCCACAUGAAACACCGUCAUAAAAAGGAAAUACCUGUGAUGUCGCACGGUCCAUAUUCAAUGCUUUCGAAGAACUGUUCAAAAUGUAAUCUUGAGUUUGCCGACAUGGAUGAAAAGCGUAAGCAUAUGCAGGAAAAUCAUGCGGAAUUAUUGGUUUGGUGUUCUCAAUGUCCGAAAGCGUUUGGCCAUAAGGGUUCUCUGCAGCGCCAUGAACAACGUGUGCACGGUGCACUGCCAGUUCGCCAAGUGAACGCCAUUCUCGAAGCGAACGCACUUCUCCAACCGAAUACGGUGUCUGAUGGUCCAAAAGGGCGUAAUCGCACACAAUGGGCAAAGAACUGCUGGGAAUGUGGACUGAAAUUUACCACCAGUACACAAAGCAAUGCUCACAUGCGGGAGAAACAUCAGGAUCGAUUGUUCAAAUGUUUGGAAUGCCCGAGCACGUUCAUUAACGAGCGAAGUCUGGUACUGCACAAUCGUUCACAUAAUAAAGUACCGCGAACUGUCACUGAAAAGACAUGCUCCAAAUGUGGUGUCAUGUUUCCUACCAAAUCAGAGAAGUAUAAACACAUGAUGGAAGACCAUGCUGAUUCCAUGUAUAAAUGUUCUCAAUGUCCAAAACUAUUUGUCUAUAAAGCCAAACUUGAGAAGCAUGAAAAAACACCUCAUGAUACAAUGGAAGAGAAACCACCCCAGAAACUGGUUGCUGAAACGGCAUGUUCGAUAUGUGGACUUCAGCUUGAAACUCGUCCCAAAAAGAGACAUCAUAUGUUAACGGCCCAUUCAGAACCGAAGUUUGAGUGUUCUCUCUGUGGCAAACAGUUCUAUUACAAGCAAUUGCUAGACCGCCAUGAAACUAGUCACCGGAAACAAAAUAAACGCCUUACUGAUGCAAGUAAAUCUGACGGUAAUAACAUUAACAAUCAUAUUGUUGACGGGUCAUAUGGCAAUACAGCUGCUGGAUUACAGCUUGAAUGCAAAGCUGACGAGUUUAGUAUUCACGAAAAUAGGGCAGAUAUUGCUGUUGAUAAUGAAGCAUACGGUUUCAAACCAGACGAAGAGAAACCUAACGAUAAUAACACAAUUCAAAUCAAGACUGAACCUAACGAUACAACGUAUAUCAUAGUCCCGACACAACCGCAGCUAAUUAAACAAGAAAAUUCGUACGGCUAAAUGUUAGCGCGCAAAUUUGCCAUAUGUGGAAGAA